Messenger RNA from Puntigrus tetrazona (Sumatra barb), 5050 nucleotides. It is a transcript of the gene cadm1b, whose product is annotated as cell adhesion molecule 1b. Gene Ontology annotation, cellular component: synapse; neuron projection; plasma membrane. The record is from RefSeq and is a predicted model, not a curated record. Gene Ontology annotation, biological process: cell recognition; susceptibility to natural killer cell mediated cytotoxicity; detection of stimulus. Lineage: Eukaryota; Metazoa; Chordata; Actinopteri; Cypriniformes; Cyprinidae. The transcript has 11 exons. Gene Ontology annotation, molecular function: signaling receptor binding. Bases 99 to 1361 code for a protein of 420 amino acids.
GCGCGCGCGUGUUUACUCCCUCCCGGUCCUCCGCAUCUCAUGAUCCCGCGAGCGUCUCUAGGUGAUUUAGCGCCGCCAGUCUGAAGCAGGUGUUCAACAUGGCGAUCUCGGGACUCGGAUCUCACUCUAUUUCGCUCUUUUUCUACGUGAUUUUCGCGACGUUUCUGCACGAAGGAGCCGCUCAGACCAUAUCAGCGCAGGGUCAGAACCUGGUGACGAAUAAUGUCUCGGUGGUCGAGGGCGAGACGGCCAUCAUCAGCUGCCGGGUGAAAAACAACGACGACUCAGUCAUCCAGCUGCUCAACCCCAACCGACAGACCAUCUACUUCAGAGACGUUAGACCCUUGAAGGACAGUCGGUUUCAGCUGGUUAACUUCUCAGACAACGAGCUGCUGGUGUCGUUGUCCAACGUGUCGCUCUCGGACGAGGGACGCUACGUGUGCCAGCUCUACACGGAUCCCCCCCAAGAAGCCUACGCGGACAUCACUGUGCUGGUUCCACCAGGCAACCCAAUCUUAGAGUCCCGCGAGGAAAUCGUGAGCGAGGGGAAUGAGACGGAGAUAACCUGCACCGCCAUGGGCAGCAAACCUGCUUCCACCAUCAAAUGGAUGAAAGGAGACCAACCACUGCAAGGUGAGGCGACUGUCGAGGAGUUAUACGACAGGAUGUUCACUGUCACCAGCCGGCUCAGGCUCACCGUCUCUAAGGAGGACGAUGGAGUGGCCGUCAUCUGCAUCAUUGACCACCCAGCCGUGAAGGACUUCCAGGCCCAGAAAUACCUGGAAGUGCAGUAUAAACCAGAAGUGCAGAUUGUGGUGGAAUUCCCUGAGGGUUUGACCAGAGAAGGGGAAAAUCUCGAGCUGACAUGCAAAGCUAAAGGAAAACCGCAGCCUCAUCAAAUUAACUGGCUCAAAGUGGAUGAUGAUUUCCCCUCCCACGCCGUGAUUACUGGCUCUGAUCUCUUCAUCGAAAACCUUAACAAGUCCUACAACGGAACGUACCGCUGUGUGGCAUCUAACUUGGUGGGAGAAGCCUACGAUGAUUACAUCCUUUAUGUAUACGAUGUUCUCACCACAACCCCCCCACCCACCACUACCACCAUCAACGCUUUCCAAGAUUCAAGAGCAGAUGGAGCGCCACAGAAAAUUGAUCACGCCGUCAUCGGCGGCAUUGUCGCGGUGGUUGUGUUCGCAAUGCUUUGUCUCCUGAUUGUUCUCGGACGAUAUUUUGCAAGACACAAAGGUACCUACUUUACCCACGAAGCCAAAGGAGCGGACGACGCCGCGGACGCCGACACUGCCAUCAUCAAUGCAGAGGGGGGACACAACAAUUCGGAUGACAAGAAGGAAUACUACAUUUAACUCUGACUAGACCUGCUAGCUUCCUGUGCUGAACAGCAAACUGUGGACUGCUAGGUUGGGAGGUAGGGGUUGUGGGAUUCAAUCAGGCUGGAUUCACACCUGUGCAGCUGAAGAGACGGUGAGGAGAAGGUGCUGCCAUCGAGACGGAUGGGGUGUGGGAUGGCAGAGCACUAGGAGAGCUCAAUUUUAGACCGCUUCACCAUCCAACACCUCCUGCUGGGGCCGGUUUUGUUCAGUUUAAACAUUUGCUAAGAAUUUUGUGCCUUGUUCUGUUCUUACUGAAGUUCCCACUUUCAUCAGGACACCCACAAGCUACUGUCUCUCGAACGGUCUGAACCCACGGUUGUUUUGUUUUCGUCUGAACCCACGGUUGUUUUCAUGGAUUGAUUCCAAGUCAUUUAUUUGGCAAAUUGCCUGUUGCUCUCCUUAGUCCCUUAGAGAAGAUAGAAACCUCUUUCGUUGUGACCAACGACAUUCAGCAACAGUAUUGUGUUGUUGCAUUAUUUAUUAGAUAUGCUGUAUGUGAUUAUAAUCGGCUUGUGUUGAUAUUAGGGCUGUCAAUUAAACACAUUACUUCAAUGCCAUUAAAUAUAAAAAUAAUACCACUGAUCCAAAUGUAAAUUUUUUUUCAAUGACAUUACACAUUUUUGUCCAAUCUAUUUAUUUAAUCAAAAUAAUCCAGUUUGCAAUCAUUAGGCAUAAUGUUUUUAGAAACAUUGUCAAAACCGCUGCACUGUUUAUUAAUAUCUGGGUGAAAAAUCACAACAUUUUUGUCAAAAAUCGAUAAUAAUGUAAUGAUAUUUAUGGAAUUAAUCAUUUGUAACGAUUAUUUAUGAAUUUAUAGGUUGUUUAUAAUUUUAUAAUUUAUAAAUGGUACAUUUACCCAGUUUACUUUUGUCAUUUUUAAAGUUUAACUACUCAUAUACCGCAAAAUAUUGCAUUUUAACAAAAUGACAAAUCCUCUUGUUGUUGGACAGACGAGACAACCUCUAAAAUGAUUUACUGUGGACUGUGGGUUGAUUGAUUGACUUCUAUUCAAUGAUAUGGAAAUCGAACAAACGGUAUAUUGUCCUCCUAUGCCUAAUUUGAAUUAAUUAGAUUAAUUCAUCAGCAUACAUUUGUAGUUGGUUUGCUUAACUUUUAAACGAUUGACAGCCCUAAUUGUUCCUUAGAUAUACUGUAUGUGAUUAUAAUCGGCUUGUGUUGAUAUUCAUUCCGGCUUGUAUUGCAUUAUCCAUAUACCAGCUUCACACACCGACUAAUUUAUUGUAAUUAACGCCCAAGCAUUAAAAUUGAAUGCCAAAGCAAAGAACAGCAGAUCGGCUCCUGGCUCAGCUGUACAGGAAGGCCGUCACAAAGAUGUCCCCUUCUACGAAACACAACAUAUCUAUCAGAGUGUAAAAUAGCUUUCAUUUCUAGCUUGUUCUCAUUCAGUAGGCUCAGUAUGAGGUUGAGGUCAGUGAGUUUCUCCGAAUAUUGUUAGUGCUUCUGUGCGCUUCUUAUAGUGACAUAAAAAAAAAAACUUUCGUACUAAAUGAAAUAGAUGGAGCCUGUAUGUUGUAAGCCAUACUCACAGUUGUGCCCUCCAACACAUUUUUGGUUAGCAGCUCUUAUUCUCGAUUCCUUCAAUCCAGCUUAUGUGUAGAUGCCAGGUUGAAUGUAAUAACUCUACAAUAAUGCGAUAGUUUUUAAAAGUUCUGUUUCUCAUCAAACAUGCUUUGUUUUCAGGUGAUGUAUGCGAGGGAGAAUUUUACCAGGGACAUGUAUUGUGUUUCCUCGCUCGUAAAUGUAUUAUAAAUGUAUAGAGCGUGGAAUUAUUACAUUAUUGUAGAGUUAGUCUAUAGUUGGUGAAAUAUUACACUCAUAUCAGGCAUUGUUUCAUAUCUUUGGCCUUCGUUCAGCAUCCUAGACAGUUGGACAGAUGCGUAUUGUUUGUGAUUAACUACAUGGGGGCAAUUUGGAGUUAUGGUGAGAGUACGGUUAACAUUGUAAAAUCCUUGUGACAAAAUUGUUUGGUCAUAGCGUUUACAUGAAUUUGUGUAUUAUCAAGUGUUAUUUUUUCUGUUUGUUUGUUUUUUAUUAGUGUUAUUCCUGAGAUUAUCUGACAGGUGAGCAUUAUUUAGAUUUGAAACGCUAAUAAAUUAUGGUAUAUUCGUGCGAGGCUCUCGUAGCUAAUGCCACUCUUUAUACUUGGUUAUAUGGAAAGAAACUUUCCUUUUGAUCGUCAUUGUAUGUUGUACAGAAUUUUGUGGUUUUAUACAGCAGCAGAUUUAUUUAAACAUAUCAUAUUCUGAACGCCUACGACACUAAACUGAUUGAGAAUGAAGAAAAUGAAAGUUACAUUAUGCCCCCUAAAAAAAAAAAAAAAACAAAAAAAAAACGUUGGCCCCAAUUUCAUACAUUACUAUUCAAAAGUUGGGGGUGAAAAGAUUUAUUAUUAUUUUUUUAUGAAUUAAUACUUUUAUUCCACAGAUAUGACAGUAAUGAUGUAUAUAACGUUAGAAAAAAUCUAUUUAAAAUAAAUGCUGUUAUUUAUUUUAACGGUAUACUGAAUAUUUUAAAAUACGUAUCAUAGUUUAUACAAAAAUGUUAAGCAUCACAGCUGUUUACAACGGUGAUUAUAAUAAGAAAUGUUUCUUGAGCACCAAAUCAGCAUAUUACAAUAGUUUCUGAAGGAUCAUGUGACACUGAAGAAUGCUGAAAAUUCAGCUUUGCCAUCAAAGGAAUACAUUAAUUUUAUUUAUUCAAAUGAAUGCAACUUUGGUGAACAAAAGAGACUUAUUUUAAAAACAUCAACAAAAAAUCUUAUCAACCCCAAACUUUUGAACUGUAGUGUACAUACAGAAAAUGUGCAUCCGAUUGACAUUCCAAGCAUGUGAAUUUUAAAAAAAGCAUUUAUAAUUGUAUAUUAUAUAAUUUCUCUCAAUUAUCAUACUGUAAUUGUAAUGGCAUGAAGCUAUUUCCAACUUAUGUCAAAUAUGGAGUGAGGGCUACAAAGAGUCAUAACAUGGUGAGGGUUUCCAGAGUGGAUCCACCAACCCAUACAGCCAGAUCACUCUUUUACUUUCUUUUCUAACGUUUAUUUUAAUAUUUACAAGUGAAAUGGUAAGUGAUCUAAAACUGCCCAAACCUGGAGAAAAAAAAAAGAAAACAUGCACACACAAACAUACCUUCAGCGUAGGUUUGAUUCUGCCCUGUCUCAGGUCUGUCUAUGAAUUCAUUUUUUGCAUCUCAGGUAGAAUGCAAAAGUGAUGCCCCAUAUCUGAAAAGACUUUAAGUUAUUAUCAAAAAAAAAAAAAAUCCUGCAGAAUAGAGCAUGUUCGACAUGUUUUAUCUGCGCUUCAGAUGCUGUGCACUGUGUAAAUGUUCAUAUUACUUUGUAUAGUUAGGACACAGCAGAUGAUAGGUUUAUUUAAAAAAAAUAAAUAAAUCUAAGAAGUGAAUCUUAGUGCUUACAUUUACAAUUCAUUUUCCAUUUUUAGACAACCUGUACCACCAGAGCCAUUCUUCAUUGUUUUCAUAGGUUUUAUGUCAGAUAUUUUUGUCUCAUCUCUGUAGUUUGUAUUCCUGUGUAAUUAAAGUUAUUUACAUGUUCCCGAUUACACUUUGUAUUUGACCAUGAAAAUACAUUUUUACAGAAAUGGAGCAGUACUGUCUUAAUAAAAAGAGGUAUUAAUGUUCAAAAAGCA